UCAUCACAGCGUCAAAAUCAUAAGUUAACUACAUACGAAAGGGUAAGUAAAGGCUUACCAGAUGAGAAAAUUAAUCGAGAGAUUACUCUAGGAAAGCGCAUCAGCCAUUAUAAAUUACGAGGUGAAUUAGGAAAUGGGAAUUUCUCUCAAGUUAAAUUGGGCAUCCAUGAUCUGACUAAUGAUCGAGCAGCAGUUAAGAUUCUGGACAAGACCAAAUUAGAUGACAAAACACGCAAAUUAUUAUCGUGCGAAGUAGAUGCUAUGGAUAGACUUCAUCAUCCCAAUGUUAUUCGAUUAUAUGAAGUGGUAGAAACAAUUGAACGAUUUUACCUAAUUAUCGAAUAUGCAUCUGGUGGCGAAUUAUACACGUAUAUAUCAAAAGGAGGACGAAUGAAGGAAGAAGAAGCGAAGCCUUUAUUCGCUCAAAUUGUUUCAGCUAUCGAACAUAUUCAUCAAAAUGAUAUUGUCCAUCGCGAUGUUAAAGCUGAAAAUAUCCUCUUUUCGUCUAAUAAUAAGCAAGUGAAAGUAGCCGAUUUUGGUUUUAGUACAUUUGCUAAAGCGACCACCAAAUUAAAUACUUUCUGCGGUUCACCACCUUAUGCUGCACCAGAAUUAUUUAAAGAUGAUUAUUAUUAUGGCCCACUCGUUGAUAUUUGGGCUCUUGGUGUAUUAUUGUAUUUCAUGGUGGUUGGUACAAUGCCAUUUCGAGCUGAAACUGUGGAUAAAUUGAAAGAUUGUAUCUUAGAAGGACGUUAUGUCUUUCCAUCGUUUGUUAGCCAAGACUGCAAAAUAUUGAUUACCAGUAUUUUAAGGCAUAAUCCUAGAGAACGGUAUAGCAUUCGUGAAAUUAUAGAAAGUUCAUUUUUAGAACAAAUUGAAUUUCCAAAGCCUUAUCCUCCAUGUAAGAAUACACCAACAUUUCAUCACGGUGAUGAUCAAGAUUUUGAAAGUAUGCAAGAAAUCGAGGAAACAGCUAAUAAACAAUUACGGCAAUUGGGUAUUACUAAAGAAAUGUAUGAUAAAGGCGAUCACAAAGACUAUCGCAAUAAUGUAACCGGAACUUAUCGAAUUAUUUUAUUUGGAAUGCAACGACGA
Trichoplax adhaerens is the source of this 1095-nucleotide messenger RNA. RefSeq lists its product as uncharacterized. The transcript has 3 exons. The annotation marks the transcript as partial. Gene Ontology annotation, molecular function: tau-protein kinase activity; ATP binding; protein serine/threonine kinase activity. Gene Ontology annotation, biological process: intracellular signal transduction; protein phosphorylation; microtubule cytoskeleton organization. Lineage: Eukaryota; Metazoa; Placozoa; Uniplacotomia; Trichoplacea; Trichoplacidae. The record is from RefSeq and is a predicted model, not a curated record. Gene Ontology annotation, cellular component: cytoplasm.